AUGGCAACCUCUGGCUGCAAUUACGCAUACGAACACUAUAUUCGCGCAUGUGGCCCCGUGCUGAGCGGGGAGAGGAAGAACUGUCCCAGCCACUGCAUCUCAUCGCUUGUCCAGCUCAAUCUGACUAGGAACGGGCCAUAUCUAGAAGACUGCGUCUGCGCCCACGAUCCGUUUUGUGCCAGCACCAAACGGGCUAUCGAGCCCUGUCUCCCCAGGACUACCAACACUGGCUGCACUGAAGCUCGCCGCCAGUGCGAGAGAGACCCGCAGUGCAACUCCGCAAUGCGCGAUUAUUUGCACCAUUGUGGGAAACUUUUCAGCGGAGCAGUCUGCACGAACGCCUGCCGAAAUGUGAUCGCAAAGAUGCGUAAAAUACCCAAGGGUCAGCAGCUGGACACUUGUACGUGUGACGGCACGGAGAGGGCCAUAUGCGAGUUUGUUAAGAGCAGCAUGAAGAUUCUGUGCUUCGACUCUCAGGACAGAGAGGAGGGCAGCGGCGACGACAGCCAAGAUCGAGAGGAUGACGAUGAUCUCUGGGAAUACAACUAUAUAGAGGAAUACGAUAGUGGAGCCUCCCUCCCUUCAGCUCAUUGUGUUUUAACCCUGCUGGCAUCCAUUUUGGCUCUAUUGCCCCUCAUUUGAUCCCCGGUUUUCUCUUGUCCGGAUAAACGGCACUCAAAACGUUUCACUCGUUUACAUAUUGUGAACGUCUCAGACUAAAUUAGUGGAUUUUUGGCACAGGUCUUGUUUGAAUGAAAAGUUUUAGGCGCAGAAGGAUCUCAGAUCAGCGUGUUUUUUAUGCAAAUGAGACCAGAAGGUUAUUGUGGUCAGUCUGAGCUCCAGGGACCUCUCAUAUCAAACCCUACAACUUCACAGCCCCCCAGCUUUGCUUAUGUGAUAAGCUUAAUGGAGUUGUCUGCUUUCUCACGGUCACACUCAGACACUGAUAGUUGUCAUGAUGGAGACAGUUGGCUCCUUUUGGUAACAAUGCAAUGUGUUAGUCGAUGCUGUGCACUGCCGACCUUUUCUCUGAAUGAACUUUUUUAAAGAAAUGAACUAUUUUUCUAUGACUGACUGUUGCCGUUUGGCACCAAGCUAUCUGAUUUACAUGUAUUUAAUGCUGGAAUCUAUAAACGUGUAAAUAGACUAGGAGUCAAAGUCAAACAGUUAUUUAUUACAUGUCACGUAGUUGCAUCCAGAUGCUCAUCAUGUGAAUAAAAGACUAAGAAUUCCAGCUUUAAAGGGAAGUUAUUUUGACUGUAUUCUCUUCAAACAUAAUGUUUGUUGUAUAUAUGUGUAUAGCCUAGAGAUGUUUUUCAGAGAAUCCUUUAUGUUGUAGGCUAUGAGAUGAUUUAUUCACUGUGUAUAGCCUAGAGAAGUGUCUAAAUCCACUGUAUGAUUGCCUUAAUGAUAUACUUUUAUUAAAAAGGCAUAAAGGAAACU
This is a messenger RNA of Monopterus albus (swamp eel), 1443 nucleotides long. It is a transcript of the gene gas1a, whose product is annotated as growth arrest-specific 1a. The record is from RefSeq and is a predicted model, not a curated record. The transcript is spliced from 2 exons. Gene Ontology annotation, biological process: regulation of cell cycle. Lineage: Eukaryota; Metazoa; Chordata; Actinopteri; Synbranchiformes; Synbranchidae. Bases 1 to 642 code for a protein of 213 amino acids.